AUGCCUCGAACACAGAUACUUGAGGACUCGGAUACCGGCACAAUUGUUAAUCUCAGUCAGUCAGAAGAGUGUACUACUACAUCAAAUAAUACAAUAUCUCAUGGAUUUGUCAAGCCUAAUGCUAAUAUGGUCAUUUGCCCUACUCCUUCACGACCUGCCACUUUUGUUCCUGGAUUCCGACAUGCAUCACCAGCUUCUCAUUCAACACCAUUACACCCUGCCGUUAGACCAGAUAAAAAUAACAGGCUUUGUAGCCUCACAAAUAGUAUUUUUAUUGAACAAACUAACUCAUCAAAAGUCGACACUUUACGAAGUGGGGCAUUCUCCGUCCUCAAUGCUUCAAGCAACAUGGCACGCGUCUCUUCAUUGGCUGCCGGUUUUGAAGAUGUAAUUGGUCAACAACUGUCUGUGUACCCGUGGUAUCAUGGCACACUUUCACGUGUUCGAGCUGCUAGCUAUGUGCUAGGUCAACUAUCCGAAUUCGAACACGGAACUACACGACGACAAUUAAGUUCUCCUGAAUGUAAUCGAAUUAAUUCCAAUUCAGAGAAAAAUAAUACUGAUUUACCUUCUGUACAGCCUGCUUUAUCAACAACUGAUGGUGUAUUCCUUGUUCGUCAAAGUGAAACAAAACAAGGUGAAUUUGUCCUAACGUUCAGUUGUCAUGGUAAACCCAAGCAUCUCAGGAUGACUUUGAGUCCAGAUGGUCACUGCAGAGUUCAACACUUACCAUUCGAUUCCAUAGUCGAAAUGCUGGAGCAUUUUCGACAGGAGCCUAUUCCUUUGGAACAGACAUCUACGUCAAAUUUAGGCGAUUGUCUACCUUCGGAUGCCUUAACUCCAUCUACAACCAUUUCUCCUACGCCAAUCACAUUGUCAGCUUAUGUAGUGAACACUCAUUUGACAGGAAAUCAUGAACGACUAGUGAUUUGUCGAGGUUCAGUUCGUGCAAACGUGAACACAGUUGGUCGGGCUGCUGCGGCCGCUGCCGCGACAGCCUCCGGUGGUAAAGCAUCACAGAAUCAAUAUAUCGUUAUGUAA
Messenger RNA from Trichobilharzia regenti, 1041 nucleotides. The record is from the annotation of a GenBank genome assembly. Lineage: Eukaryota; Metazoa; Platyhelminthes; Trematoda; Strigeidida; Schistosomatidae.